Dentiscutata erythropus is the source of this 173-nucleotide messenger RNA. Lineage: Eukaryota; Fungi; Glomeromycota; Glomeromycetes; Diversisporales; Gigasporaceae. The record is from the annotation of a GenBank genome assembly.
AUAUGAGUUGGCUCUUGGCCCAUCUGGCUCAUGGGCUGGGAUCAAUACAGGUUUUGGACAUCAAUUUUGGACAUCCCUAUCAAAAAUACAUCUAUUCUUACCAACUGUGGCAUCCAACCAAUUGCAAAAUUUUGAUGAUGAACAUUUUGAGCAUUUUGGUAAACCUAUAGUUG